This is a messenger RNA of Panicum virgatum (switchgrass), 2449 nucleotides long. RefSeq lists its product as uncharacterized. The record is from RefSeq and is a predicted model, not a curated record. Gene Ontology annotation, molecular function: ADP binding. The coding region runs from base 65 to 2449 and encodes 794 amino acids. Lineage: Eukaryota; Viridiplantae; Streptophyta; Magnoliopsida; Poales; Poaceae. The transcript is spliced from 3 exons. Gene Ontology annotation, biological process: defense response to other organism.
GUUGUCACCAUUUGCUUUUGCCAUCCUCUACAUAGAGACCAAGAGAGAGAGACAGAGAGCAACAAUGGCAGAUCUUGCCAUUGGGAUUUCCAAGACGGUGGUUGAGAAGCUGGUGAACAAGGUCAGGUCCGCUGUCAAGGAAGAGGCGGAGAAAUGGCAGAUCCUGCAGCGUGACAUUGUUUUCAUCAAGGACGAAUUCGAGAUGAUGCAAUCCUUCCUCAACACCACCGGGCGGGAGCGCAUGAAGAACCAGGUAGCAAGGACUUGGGUGAGGCAGGUUCGUGACCUGUCUUACGACACUGAAGACUGCAUCGAGUUCGUCCUUCACCUGGACACAAAGCGGGCGACCUUCUUCUGGCAAUUCUUCCGCUUACUGAAGCCCAAGGUGGUACCAGCAGCGCUGCCGCUGGACCAAGCCGUCGCCGAGAUAAAGCAACUCAAGGCCCAAGCUGAGGAUGUGAACCAAAGGAACAUACGCUACAGCCUCACCGGCAGCUCUGGAGAUCAGCAGAUGCUGCCAGCUCCUGCUGCCAGCAAGAGGACCCUGGACAUCUUCAUCAAGCCCAGGGAUGGCUUUGAUAAUCAGGCAGGCACUUUGGACCUCGCCAGAUUGAUAAAACGGGAGGGCAAGGAACUUCAAGUGAUUGCCGUGUGUGGAACAGGAGGAGAUCUUGGGACAACAUCCAUCAUCAAGAAGGCAUAUGACGAGCCUGAAAUCUGUGGCAUGUUUCCAUGUCGCGCUUGGGUGAAGCUGAUGCAUCCUUUCAGUCCCCAUGAGUUCAUCCGGAGCUUGUUGGUUGAGUUCAGCACAAAUUCUUACAAGACCCAAGAGCCCAAUACCGAAGGGCUCAAGAUCCAAGAGCCCAAUACCCAAGGGCCCAAGACCCAAGAGCCCAAGACCCAAGAGCCCAAGACCAAAGAUCCAAAGACACAAGAAGAACCCAAUACCCAAGAGCAAAAGACCCAAGAGCCCAAUAUCCAAGAGCAAGGAGUUUUAGAAUUAGAAGUACAAGAGCAAGAGCAAGAGCAAGGAGUUAACACCGGAAGUCUGCAACAAGUGCUGGAGGUGAUGAAGGCAACCCAAGAAAGUAUGCUUGCAGAAUUCAUGGGGAGAAUCAAGGAGAAGCCAUACCUCAUCGUCCUAGAAGGUCUCUCCACCAUCGUGGAGUGGAAUGCCAUCAAGACAUUUCUUCUAGACAUGAAGAAUGAGAGCCGAGUUGUUGUGUCAACGCAGCAGGUUGAGAUGGCAAGCCUGUGCGCGGGACAGCCAUACCACGUAUGGUUGCUCCGGGAGUUCUCAACUGAGCACUCCGUCUACGCCUUCUCAAACUCAAAGGACCUUCCCAAAAAACCACUGGUUAAUGAAGCUACCACAUUGGACAAGUGUUUGAGUGACGAGGACACAGAGUCCUCAGACCAUUGGCUGAAAGUACAUGGCCUUCGUGGGCGCGAUUCGGAACUAAGUACACUUUGGGGCCAGGUACAAACACACAGUGUGGUCUCCGUCUGCGGGGUGGCUGGUGCUGGGAAAUCUUUUCUCGCCCAAGUCCUCCAUACCCAUUAUAGUCCUCGAGCUCAUGGUUGGCACCAUGGAAGCUACGUUGUUAAUGUACCCCAUCCGUUCGAUAUCACGGACUUCUGUGAGAGCUUGUAUCUUGAAAUCUUCUCAACACCACCAAAAGAAGGCGAAGAUAUCUUCCGGAUGUGUUGGAAACAUCUUGAGCAAAAACCGUGCCUUGUUUUUAUUGACGGCUUGCGGUCUAAGGAAGAUUGGGACUUGAUAGAAGCUAACUUGAUACCGGCUGUACCAUUGUUAUCUUUCCCUUUUGGAGGCUGUACCAUUGUUAUUACCAGGGAAGAAAGUGUUGCCAGACAUUGUGCAACGUCACCUGAUGCAGUGUGCCGGGUCAAAGGUCUAGAAGCUGAUGCGGCCCGUCAUCUCUUCCAGGACACCUUUAAACCUGACGGAAUCUCUAAGGGCGAUUCUAACAUGAUGGCUGAAGCAGAUCUUAUCAUAGACAAGUGUGGCAGACUUCCCAAACUAAUAGUUGCUUUAGCUGAGUACUUGGCCGAAGUACCAAACGUCAUACGGGAGGCCCGGCGUCUGAAUGCCAACUUUAUGUAUGCACUGAAGACGACCAGGAAGGGACUUGAUAGCUUCCGGGACGUAUUCACCUGGAUGUAUUCAAGAUUUCAGGCUUGUCAUCAACUACAAAGGAAAUGCAUAUUCUAUCUGUCACUAUUUACUCAAAGCAGUAUCAUUCGUCAGAAUCGUUUGGUGAGGCGGUGGAUUGCAGAGGGCUACUCUGAGGGCACUGACAGCAACAGCAUGGUGGAAUAUACAGAGAAGCUCAUCCGCGCCUGUGGCCGCCCCGUCGGAGCCGCGCUCGCCGCUCCCGUCGGCUCCCUCAGGCUCCAGUGCCCUGCCCCGGCCGUGACAUUAUUUUAG